AGAACUCGAACUUUGCUAUAUUAGGCUGUCACCAUUCAAUUUAAUGUCUUUUCAUUUAAAAAAUCUGAAAUUGAGUAGUUUUUGAACAUUUUUUGCCAUAUAUAUGCAUAUUGAUUUUUUGGUAGCUUUUCAAGUUGAAGUGUCCUAAUUUUUGUGAUUUAUGUAUAUGUAAUAAGUUUGUGUUAUUCUUCUCUUUCAAGCCAAAUAUAUGUUCAUUAUGGCAUGGUGACUGUUACUGAGCACACAGAAGCAGAAGUUGUGUUCAUUGAUGUAUUGUAAACUCAUUUAGUGGCCCUCACCUUCCCUAAGGAUUAAUUUGUUAGCUUUUUCAAAUGAGAUUGCGGAAUGAGAGAGAUCAUAGUACAGGGAAGGCUUGAAGUCUAACUUCCUUCCCAGUCCAUUUCUUCGGAUGGUAGACUAUAUUUCUCAAUUAGUAGCUUGAUUUAUCAAAUAGUUAUUGGUAUGUUUGUAAUUUUUACUGUUAUAUCCUAUCCUAUUCUAUCAUACCUCACUUCAGACUAGUAGCUACUUAAUUUUGCUUGUCUUAAAUAUGAUUUGCCGUCAAAUUAUCUUGUCCUUUAAGCAUCAAAUAUACUAGCCUUUAAAAAUAAAUGACUGAAACAGAAGACAGUUCCAGGUUUUUUAGGUUUUUUAACUACUUAAUGACUUUCUGUGAGAAUUUCCUUAACUUUUAUUGUUGUUGUUGUUGUUGUGUGUGUGUGUGUGUGCUUAAUAGGUGGUUUUUGUCGGUGGUUCGGAAUGACUUUAGAGGUGGGAAAAUCAACCUUGAAAAAACUCAGAAAUUGCUUGAAAAAUUACAUGUACAGUGCAGUAGUAUUCACAUAAAAUGUAUUUUUAAGGAUAAUGACAGACUGAAGCAAGGAAAAAUAACCAUAGAAGAAUUUAGAACAAUUUAUCGAAUUCUUGUAUACAGAGAUGAAAUUAUUGAGAUUUUCAAUGCAUAUUCUGAAAAUCGGAAAUUUCUUAUUGAAAAAAAUCUGGACAGAUUUCUGAAACAAGAGCAGUUUGUAAUUAAUAGAACUACUGCUAAUGCUUCUAAAAUUAUUCAAAAAUAUGAACCAAUUGAAGAAGUUAAGGAAGCGAGCCAAAUGUCAUUAGAAGGCUUUAUAAGAUAUAUGGGUUCAGAUGAAUGUCUGCUAUUUAAUCAUGAGUGUGAACGAGUUUACCAAGAUAUGACACAUCCAUUAAAUGAUUAUUUUAUUUCAAGUUCUCAUAAUACAUACUUGGUAUCUGACCAGCUUCUGGGCCCAAGUGAUCUUUGGGGAUAUAUAAGUGCCCUUGUAAAAGGAUGUCGUUGUCUGGAAAUUGACUGCUGGGAUGGAUCACAAAAUGAACCUGUGGUUUACCAUGGCUAUACACUCACCAGCAAGCUCCGCUUUAAAACUGUUAUUCAAGCGAUAAGGAAAUACGCAUUCAUAGCAUCCGAAUACCCACUGGUGCUUUCUUUAGAAAAUCACUGUUCCCCUCCCCAACAAGAAGUGAUGGCAGACAAUUUACUGUCUACUUUUGGAGAAGCCUUGAUUUCUGACAUACUGGAUGGUUUUCCAGACAAACUACCUUCACCAGAGGCAUUAAAAUAUAAAAUAUUGGUUAAAAACAAGAAAAUAGGAACCUUAAAGAAAACUCAGGAAAGGAGAGAUUCUGAUAAGCAUGAUCAGGUAGAGGAAUAUGAAGAUGAGGAGGAGGAGGAGGAGGAUGAGGAGGAGGAGGAGGAAGAGGAGGAAGAGGACAAAGAUAAAGGAUCAGAAAUGCUGGAUAUUUCAAAAGACAAUGAAGAAGAGGGGAUGGUAUCAACAUCUAGCUUAAGGCGACCAUCUCUUUUUAAAAGAAAGAGGGACACAGUAGCUCUGGCCCUUUCUGAUCUUGUCAUUUAUACUAAAGCUGAGAAAUUCAAAAGCUUUCAACAUUCACAAAUGUACCAACAAUUUAAUGAAGCUAAUUCCAUUGGGGAGAAACAAGCCCGAAAACUUUCCAAGCUGAAAGCCCAGGAAUUUAUACUUCAUACCAAGAAAUUCAUAACCAGAAUCUAUCCCAAAGCAACAAGAGCAGACUCCUCUAAUUUUAAUCCUCAGGAAUUUUGGAACAUGGGUUGUCAAAUGGUUGCCUUAAAUUUCCAGACCCCUGGUCUACCUAUGGACCUUCAGAAUGGGAAAUUUUUGGAUAACGGUAGUUCUGGCUAUCUUUUGAAGCCACAUUUCCUAAGAGAUAAAAAUUCAAAAUUUGAUCCAAAUAUAAUACCAAAAGACAGUAGUCCAUUUACACUUACUAUAAGGCUUAUCAGUGGUAUCCAGUUACCUCCCAGUUAUCACUCAUCAACUAACAAAGCUGAUGCACUGGUAGUUGUAGAAAUUUUUGGAGUUCCAAAUGACCAAGUGAAGCAGCAGACUCGUGUAAUUAAAAAAAACGCUUUUUCUCCAAAAUGGAAUGAAACAUUCACAUUUAUUAUUGAGGUUCCAGAAUUGGCAUUGAUACGUUUUGUUGUUGAAAAUCAAGGUUUUAUAUCUGGGAAUGAAUUUCUUGGGCAGUAUACUUUACCAGUUCUGUGCAUGAACAAAGGUUAUCGUCGUGUUCCCCUGUUUUCCAAAAUGGGUGAGAGCCUUGAGCCUGCUUCACUGUUUGUUUAUGUUUGGUAUGUCAGAUAGCAACUAAAACAAACCAACUUAAUAAAAAUAGUAAAAAGA
Erinaceus europaeus (western European hedgehog) is the source of this 2702-nucleotide messenger RNA. RefSeq names its product phospholipase C zeta 1 (gene PLCZ1). Lineage: Eukaryota; Metazoa; Chordata; Mammalia; Eulipotyphla; Erinaceidae. Gene Ontology annotation, biological process: lipid metabolic process; positive regulation of cytosolic calcium ion concentration involved in egg activation; intracellular signal transduction. The record is from RefSeq and is a predicted model, not a curated record. Gene Ontology annotation, cellular component: nucleus. The coding region runs from base 612 to 2663 and encodes 683 amino acids. The transcript has 12 exons. Gene Ontology annotation, molecular function: calcium ion binding; phosphatidylinositol-4,5-bisphosphate phospholipase C activity.